AAAGUGCCGCGCAGUUGGAUUUCCGGCCCGGUUUCUCCACCCCGUAGGUCUCAAUCCAAUUCAAGAACGUUGGGGACCAUGGAGGAGCCUGAAAUGCAGCUGAAAGUGAAGAAAGUGACAGACAAGUUUACAGAGAGCAUGUACGUCUUGGCCAAUGAACCUUCCGUCGCCUUGUAUCGGCUUCAAGAGCACGUCAGACGGUCCCUCCCGGAACUGGCCCAGCAUAAGGCGGACAUGCAGAGCUGGGAGGAGCAGAGCCAAGGAGCCAUCUAUACCGUGGAGUAUGCCUGCAGUGCCAUCAAGAACAUGAAGGACAGUUGUGUUUAUUUCAAGAGCAUCGAUGGGUUACUCCGGAAUGCCAUUGCAGUGAAAGAGCAGCUGAAUUCCACCCGCAGGUAGCUGUAGAAAGCUGGCCACGGGGAAACCGCUUGAGCCCGCCCCCCGCCCCAUGUACAGGAGCCCCAGUUUUACAUAUGCCCAAAAGAAGCAGCCCCGACACCGCUACACUCAUCCUCCGCAUUUUUUUCUUGUUUUAGUAAAUUGUUAUUAAACAUUUUGAAGAACUGAUAUCAGAAGACCAUUUAUACCAGGAUGACUCAGUCCACUUUGUUCUGGGCUAGGAUUCUUAGGGGUGCGUUCUUUUUCUUUCUCUUUUUUCAGUCUACUUAUUUUUAAAAUGUUUGGUGCAGAGGAGGGAA
This is a messenger RNA of Eublepharis macularius, 698 nucleotides long. It is a transcript of the gene BORCS8, whose product is annotated as BLOC-1 related complex subunit 8. Lineage: Eukaryota; Metazoa; Chordata; Lepidosauria; Squamata; Eublepharidae. The record is from RefSeq and is a predicted model, not a curated record. The transcript is spliced from 4 exons. Gene Ontology annotation, cellular component: BORC complex. The coding region runs from base 79 to 399 and encodes 106 amino acids.